Drosophila grimshawi is the source of this 988-nucleotide messenger RNA. RefSeq names its product trypsin zeta. The record is from RefSeq and is a predicted model, not a curated record. Gene Ontology annotation, molecular function: serine-type endopeptidase activity. The coding region runs from base 16 to 822 and encodes 268 amino acids. Lineage: Eukaryota; Metazoa; Arthropoda; Insecta; Diptera; Drosophilidae. The transcript has a single exon. Gene Ontology annotation, biological process: proteolysis.
UAGGUAUUGUUGAAGAUGGCACACGCGAAUCUGUUGCUGCUCGGAGUGAGCUUGAGCCUUGUGAUCGUUGCCCUGGCACAUCCUCUGCAGGACGACUCCCCCAAUGGACGCAUUGUGGGAGGCUAUGCGACAGAUGUGAUACAUUUUCCAUAUCAGAUAUCGCUCCGUCGCAAGGCAAUCACAGCACCCAAGAAUCCCUAUACUCAUUACUGUGGCGGAUCCAUCAUUAAUGAGAAUUACAUUUUGACGGCGGCGCAUUGUGUUAUUGCCAAUGUGGCAAGUCAAUUUAAGGUUGUUGCCGGCACCAGUCAUCGCAACGCCAUCGAUGGCGUCAUUGUUACCGUCUCCGAAAUCAUAAUGCACGAGAAAUACGAUCCAUCAACAUAUGACAAUGAUAUUGCCCUGCUCGUCUUGGGUUCGCCGUUGCCAUUGAAUAACUUUACAAUGAAGGUCAUUGAGCUGGGCACCGAGGCCCCCAAGGAUGGAGACAUGAGCACCAUAUCCGGCUGGGGUACAACCCAACCGGGAGGCGAUGCAUCAGACCAGUUGCUUGCAGUCGAUGUGCCCAUUGUGGGCAAUGAGCAGUGUGACGAGGAUUAUGGGGGCGGUUCAAUUACACCUGGCAUGCUCUGUGCCGGUCUGCGUGGUGAGGGUGGCAAGGAUGCCUGUCAGGGUGAUUCGGGUGGACCCCUAACCUGUGGUGGUAAGCUCCAUGGCGUCGUCUCCUGGGGCAGAUCGUGUGCUCUACCCACACAUCCCGGCGUCUAUGCCAAUGUCGCGCAUUACAUCGACUGGAUCCACGCCAAGAUGGGCAACAUCUAGGACUAGUUGCUAGUAUCACCAUAUCCAAUAGGGUAUAUCAAAUUUCAUUUCAAUCACAUGUCCAAAUAAAUUUGUUGUUGAUUGGCGCCCAUUUUCUUGGUAUUUUUUUGUUAUUUUGUUUUAUAACUAGAUUUAAUCAAAGUUGCUUAAGGCAAUCAUAAUUCAA